AUGACACCAGAAGUAGCAUCGCUUGACCCGGAACACCGACGUUCUUUUGUCAAAGAACAUUUUCAAAAACACGGCAUAUGGAAUGAUACCGAAUGGGAUUCCCUUCUCAUUAAGACAGAGGAGAAGCUCUGCCAACUGCUGGCUACGGUCAAAUACGUCAAAGUCAGCCAGGCUUAUUUCAAAUUUGAGUCUGAAAAGCUCGCCUGGGGAAAGCAUGUUAGGGCAUGCGGACUAAAUGCUGACGAGCAUCGCUGGCCCUGGGCUGAUUCCCCAAACCCGUUACGUUGGAAGGAUGGCAUUUCUGCCAAGUAUGUCGAUUGGCGCUUAGCAAGAGGCUUACCUCUGAUUGAACUCAAAGAGAGCAAGACCGCCGCCACCGCGACCACUCAGUCUACCUCUUCCAACGCAUGA
Molecule: messenger RNA, 411 nt
Organism: Fusarium sp. VM40
Lineage: Eukaryota; Fungi; Ascomycota; Sordariomycetes; Hypocreales; Nectriaceae
Source: the annotation of a GenBank genome assembly